Messenger RNA from Caenorhabditis remanei, 909 nucleotides. RefSeq lists its product as uncharacterized. The coding region runs from base 1 to 909 and encodes 302 amino acids. The record is from RefSeq and is a predicted model, not a curated record. The transcript is spliced from 4 exons. NCBI's taxonomy places the organism in Eukaryota, Metazoa, Nematoda, Chromadorea, Rhabditida, Rhabditidae.
AUGAAGAUCAUCUUCAAUUUCCUUAUUUUAACUCUGUUCUCUUCUGUGAAAUGUAUGAAUAAUGAUGAUGAUGACUCAUGGAAAGAGCUAUAUUUUUCAUUAAGAACUGAUGGGAAUGGAACCAUAAAAAGUGCUCAUAUUCAAUGGACGGAUCGUUUUGAUGACACGUUUGCCUAUGCUUACACAAACGAAAACAGAUCGGAUCUGAAAUUUUUAUAUGACAAACCUCGUCCAGAACUGUUUGUCACUAAUAAAUUCAUCCUGGAAGCGUUCACUCAGUUCCUGGAUUUCUUUCAAAAUAGAACAAAAAUUUCAAAAGUAACCGUGACAAUUCCCUCGAUGACUGAUGACUUGAAGAAAGUGACAAAGAGAAAAAAUAAAUAUGCGACGAAGCCAGAAGUCGAUUCAUUUCGUUUCAACUCUUAUGAUUCAUUCCUCUAUACAGAGUUUUUGAGACUUUCGUCUGGAAUUCCAAAACAAUUCAAAAUUUCAUUUUUCUAUUUCCCGGAGAGAACUGAGAAUAUUCUAAAUGGAACUAUUUUGUACCAUCCAAAAGUCCGGAAAGUAACAGAAUUGGAUCUCCGAACUGUUGAAAGUGAUACGAGUGAUUCAGCAUUACAACAAUUGGAAUGUGAAUCUAUUAUUGUUCGAUCAUCAACUAUCACGAAUGCUGGAAUUAAUAAGGUUUUGAAGGAAUGGCAAGACGGAUUACGAUCUACUAGAUACCUGAAAGUGGUCAGUGAUGAUGUCCAGAAGGCGGAGAUUAUGGAUGGAGUAUCGAAGAGAACAUUGCAACGUGGCGUCUGGGAAAUCAAGAAUCGGUACAAUGCGUCAGCUACAGUAACCGUCAGUCGUGUUCCCACAAAUCUCUAUGACUCGAAACCAACCUUCGAGUUUGCUGUUUCUUAA